Amphibalanus amphitrite is the source of this 4581-nucleotide messenger RNA. Its product is annotated as FYVE, RhoGEF and PH domain-containing protein 4-like. The transcript has 12 exons. Gene Ontology annotation, molecular function: metal ion binding; guanyl-nucleotide exchange factor activity. Lineage: Eukaryota; Metazoa; Arthropoda; Thecostraca; Balanomorpha; Balanidae. Gene Ontology annotation, biological process: filopodium assembly; cytoskeleton organization. Bases 668 to 3982 code for a protein of 1104 amino acids. The record is from RefSeq and is a predicted model, not a curated record. Gene Ontology annotation, cellular component: cytoplasm.
CUGCAGUGCCAGUGCAGAGCAAGUGCGGAGUGUACUUGAAGUCAAUAAACGGUGAAAAGUGAAAACUGUUACAAUUUUGAGCAAAUUGAGUUUUAUUUACCGUGUCGUAGCCAGAUAGACAAUAGGUAAUGAAUAAUGAAAUCUCAAUAGAAUGAGGCAGUCGUCCGGACUUCAGGAGGACCGGUGGUCAGAAGUGAUCCGGAAUCUCAUAUACCUGCACUGGCAGCGGCAUGCAGCGAAGUGAAGAUCCUGUGGCCCUGUUGCGUAACCCUGAGUAAGACCGCAUCUCUUGGCUCAGAUCCAGACCGUCGACGAAACAACAACAGAGCGGAACCGACGCCGUAACGGACGACUGUCUGAGCAGGGCGGGAAGGAGCCAGACACCGGCCCGUGACCCCGGCUCGCUGGACUAACACCGGGGACGGCCGUGACAGUGUGACGUCACACACACACCCUGUGGUGACGUCACGGCGCGGCCAAGGUCGGCCCGCGGUGCCCACCUGUGCCGCUGCGCGCGGCGCCGUCUGGCGGCCACUGUUUAUGGGCGGCGCGCCGUUCGCCGGCGGCUCGGCAGCCGGCCGUCGCCGCCGCUCCAGUCAGUGCGCGGCGGUUCGUAAGUGGGGAGGUGUGCUGCCGCCGAGCCGUGACCGUGUGCGGCGCGUCCGUCAUGUCUCGCCGCGGCGCCGGCCGUUUCUCACUGUUCGCUGAGGAUGGCGGUGAUUUUGGCGCGCUGCCGACAUCGCCGCGCAGCCGCACCGUGCUCGGCGCCGCCCGUGCCAGCAUGGACUUGGACCAGUUGCGCUCCGAGCUCCACCGCCGGAGCGACGCGGACGGUGAGCCGGGUGAGGACUUUUUCGGCGACAGCCGCCUGCGGUUUCAGCAGCUGCUGGACGGCGGCAAACUGGGCGCGAGGCGACGCUCGGGGGACGAUCGAUUGGCACAGCUGAUGGGUACUACGGGCCCCGGGCCGGGCGGCCCGCCCGCCGACGGCCUCCAGUCGCCCCGGGAGCCGGCGGACGCCACCCCGGAGCCCGAGCUGCUGCUGGGCAGGCCGCGGCCCUCGCUGCUGGCCAGCCGCUCGCCGCUGCUGGCCGAUCGGUCCCUGCUGGCCGGCAGGUCGGGCGGGCUGCUCGGCCAGCCGGGCCGGCUGAACGGCAGUCUGGCUGGACGUACCGCGGCCGGCGGCGUGCUCAGCUCGGCCUCCUCCAGCGCCGUCGUCAACUCGUCCUCGUCGUCCUCGUGCGCCGCGGUCAGCUCGUCCAGCUCUGUGGUGAACUCGUCCAGCGCCGUCGUGUCCAAGUCGUCCUCGUCCAGCGAGCUGCUGAGCUCGUCCGGCGACGGCCGGGCCGUGAUGGCCGCCGGCGCGGACGCGGUGGCGCCGCUGCCCAACGUCACGUCCAAGCGUCAGCAGACGUUCCAGCAGUCGCGCACGGCCUCCAACACGACGUUCAGCCAGUCGAUGGACGGCGGUCCGGCGCAGUCGAACGUGGUGCGCCACUCGGAGCAGCAGGAGACGCACUCGACUACCGAGAACGGCGCCACCAGCGUGGCCCAGCAGCGGCGCCAGCAGCACGAGGCGGCCACUCUGACGGCGCACAACGGCCAGACGCGGCUGGAGGCCGAGCGCGCCGAGCUGGAUCAGAAGAUGGCCGCGCACACGGGCACCGACGGCGUCACCGAGGUCCAGGAGGAGAUGGAGGCACGCGGCGGCGUCCGCCAGGCCACCUUCGAGCACGACCAGGACGGCGUGGCCCAGCCCGUCACCAGUUCCGGAAAGGACUUUGAGGCGCGCGCCCAGCUCGAGUACACGCACGAGGCGGCCGAGGGUGGCAGCGGCCAGUUCAAGAUCAAUAGCGGCCCGGCGGCGGGCGGCGGCGGCGCGGACGGUCCCGCCGGCCGGCCGCCCCCGCUCUGGCGGUUCUCGGCGUUCGGGCCGCUGAUCCAGCCGCCCAGCGGCAAGAUCCGCGGCCAGGUGUCCAUGCAGACGUCGCACAGCAUGUUCAGCUGCCAGGCCGGCGCCCUACCCAGGUUCAGCGGCGCCCAGUACUCGUUCGCCGACACGUUCGAGGUCUCCGAGUCGGAGUCGGAUGACGACGAGUUCUACCUGCCGGCGCCGGCGCGCCGCCGCCACCUGCAGUGGCGGCACAAGCCGGCGCUCACGCUCGAGGCGGCCGACGACGGCGCGUCCGAGGCGCCGUCGGAGGCGGCCUCCGAGCCGGCCGCCGAGCGGUUCGCCGAGCUCGGGGACGACGUGGCCCAGGCCGAGGAGGAGGCCCGCCGGCGCCGCGAGCGGCUCCACAAGAUCGCCCAGGAGCUGAUGGUGACGGAGCGGAAGUACGUCCAGGAGCUGCACCUCAUCGACCAGAUCUUCCACUUCCGCGUGGACCAGGAGAACCGGGCGCACCACAUGUUCAACAACGAGAUCACGGCGCAGAUGUUCUCCAACGUCAAGUCCAUCUACCAGUUCCACAAGGACCACAUGCUGCCGCAGCUGGAGGCGCGGCUGGAGAGCUGGGAGGACGACCCGCGGAUCGGCGAUAUCAUGAAGUCGUGCGCGCCGUUCCUCAAGAUGUACACCGAGUUCGUUAAGAACUUCGACAACGCCAUGAACCUGAUCAACGCGUUCGCGGCCAAGUCGUCACGGUUCGCGGCCAUCAUGAACGAGAUACACGAGAUGGAGGAGUGCGGAAACCUGCCCCUGCAGCACCACAUGAUCGUGCCCAUCCAGAGAGUGCCGCGCUACGAGCUGCUGCUCAAGGACUACCUGAAACGGCUGCCCGAGGACUCGCCCGACUACGACGACACCAAAAAGGCGCUGGAGCUGGUGACGCACGCGGCCACACACAGUAACGAGACGAUGAAGCGGGUCGACAAGUUCAAGCAGCUGCUGGAGAUUCAGGAGAACAUCAGCGGCGGGCCCGACCUCGUUUCGCCGACCCGGCAGCUCGUCAAACAGGGCAAGAUCAGCAAAAUCUCUGCGCGCGGCGGCGACCACCAGGAGCGCUACCUCUUCCUCUUCUCGGACCUGCUGCUGCUCUGUUCGCCGCGUCUCAUCAACAACCGCAUCAUCUCGGGGCCGGCGUACCGGCUGCGCGCCAAGUUCGCCAUCGAGGGACUCGAGGUGCUCGAGGGAGACAACCUGGAGACGGGCAACACCUUCUACGUCCACGGCGGCCAGAAGAACGUCGAGCUGUACACGCAGACGGCAGACGAGAAGGCCGAGUGGCUGGAGGCGCUCUGCUCGGUAGUGACCAGCUUCUAUCAGCGGCGCGCCUCGCUCAAAGCCGAGCCACAGGGCUUCGAGGAGCUGGGCCGCAAGGCGCCCGUGAUGCUGCGUCAGGAGGGCGUCUCGCGCUGCAUGGACUGCGAGAGCCAGUUCGGCAUGAUGCGCCGCAAGCACGGCUGCCACGCCUGCGGCAUCGUGGUCUGCAGCAAGUGCUCGCCCAACAAAGUGCCGCUGGCGUGCGAACAGAACAAGCCGGCGCGCGUCUGUAACCGGUGCCACGGCAUCCUGACGGAGCGUGCGUCUGGGGACGGCGGCACUGCCUCGCCGAAGGUGGCCGACCGGCGCGCCAGUGUGCUCGACGUCACCUACACCCGCGGAAAGGGCGUGCUCGACGUGCCGGCCAGCGCCGACAGCCUGCUGAGCGGCUUCCUGCUGCUGCGCGGCCGCAAGGCCUGGUGGCGGCGCUGGUUCUGCCUGCGCGCCGACUUCGUGCUCUACUCGUACCCGAGCGGCGAGUCGGACCGGGCGCUGACGGCCACCCCGGUGCCGGGCUUCUGCGUCACCUGGAGCGGCGCCGGCGGCAAACCCGAACAGGCCGUGGUCGACAAGGACCGCGAGCGCACCUUCAAGCUCAGCCACGCACGCAAGAGCUACGUAUUCCUCGGCGAGAGCAAGGAGGACGUGGCCAGGUGGGUGGCGGCGCUCCAGAAGGCCUCCCGCGCCGAGGCGCUGCCCCGGACACCCUCGGAAGUCUGACCAGCGGCUCCCGAGGGCCCGCCGUCCUCCCUCCCAGCCCAGCCGGCCUGCGCACAGCGGUGACCCGCGGUCACGUGACAGUGAUGUGUAACCUCCGGUCAGGUCACCAGGACUCUGAGAUGGACCGCUGCUGUUAGUCGAGUGAGCCGCGCCCCUCACUCUGUGGAGGCGAAAUGGGUUUGUGGCUGGAGGCGUCGGCCCGCGUUCAGGAAGGCACGUCUACGUUACGGUGUUGUGUUACAAAUGGUGUGAGAUCUGCGCAGUGUGACACUGGGGGCUGCGGCCCUUGUGACGUUUUGGUUUGUUCUGAAGACUGGCGAGUGUAUGGUCCGGUCAGUGCGCCCAGAAAGUGCAGGGAUCGGAAUGACGACGGACGCCGCCUAGCACUGAGGCAGCUGCCGCCAGCUCCCCUGUCGCGUUUGACACGCUAUUCUGUGAUUUUCGGUAAGAGUGUAUUGCGUUGUGAGAAGUGACAAACAUGUAUUAGGUCCGGCGCCCUGUGGCGCGGAUGGCGUGAGAUGACUUUCAAGUAGUUGUUAGCGCGGUGUCGUAUUCGACAGACCCAAUACAAGAAGGCCCUGGCCCGAUGCCGUGCUGGA